GGCUGGGGGCCGGUGCCAGUCAGACUGACAGCUAGACGCCCUGUCCAGCGACACACGCAACAGGAGCCAUGCAGCAAGCAGCCAGGGCGCAGGGGGACCGUCCGGACAGGAGCCUGGAGAAGGGGUUCCUGCUGCUGCCGGAGCCCGAGCCCAAAUACGUGGAGAUACCGAUGUCACCCAGGAGGAGGACAGAGGACAGUCCCCACGGGGUCACAGUGACACUGACUGGAGUUACUUUAGGGAAGAAGGAGGACAUGGAGAGGGACAGACUGAGUGCAUGUGACUGGAAGAAUAGGGUAAAGGAGAUCAGCUGGCCAAGAGGGGAGACCCCUGGAGAUCACACGGGGCCACCAGGAAGCCUAUCAGAUGCCCCUGGCUACCACCCAAAUAUGGGGGGCAAAGGGGAGGAAAUGUCAGAGGGCACCUCGUCCCCCUUGUCCUCCCGCAGCCCCGUUGACAGUGACCCCCAGGCUGCCGCACCGCGCCACACCUGCUGCGCCAACGACGAGGCGCACUACAUUACCACCCACGAGAUCCAGCUGUGCGAGGCCGACCAGGAACCUGACUACCCGGAGUUUGGCUUGGCCCCCUCCACGUGGAGCGAGCCGGCGGACAGCGCCCCCUGCGCCUUCCUGGAGUACGCGUCGUUUGACAGCCAGGGGGGGACACCGACUGACAGCUACUACUUGAGCACCGCCAGCGACCCCCAGCCCACAGACAGCCUUGCCAGCACCGAGUUGGGCAGCACCUCCUCGGAGAGCGAGCCCUCGCCGCCCAGCACCCCCACACACCAGCCGGCCAGCCCGGACAGCUCCAAAGCCGGGCUCCCCGGGGGACACAUCCUCCUAUCAAUCACCACCGCAUCAAAGGCUAUAAAGGAGCCCGGGACACUCAGCGCCGCCACCGCCGACCAGCAUGACAUAGACAUGAGCAGCUUCUGUGUGUCCAGAGCCACCGAGAGCAAGGCAGCCUUCCGCCAGCAGCAUCACGGCUACCCCAGGGCGGCGGACAAUGCGCACCGGCUGGUGGCCAUCCCUGCACGGCUACAAGCCCGCAGCGGGGUCCAUGCCGACAUCUCGAGCGGAGCCUCCAGCGCGGUCAGCGAGUUGGACGACGCGGACAAGGAGGUUCGCAACCUUACCUCCAGAGCCUUCCGCAGCCUCGCCUACCCCUACUUCGAGGCUAUUAACUUCAGCUCCAGCGAGUCUACAACCUCUCUAUCCGACCAGAACAUCAACAGCUGGUCCUCCUACCUGGACUGGAAGGGCAGCGCCUUCCUCUCCCAAAAGGCAGAGCAGAACCUCCACAAGCAGAGCUCAUCCUCCUCCAUCUCCUCCAAGCUCGGGCUGCACAAGCUGACCCCCGGCAAGGAACAGGUGUAUGUCCAAGCCAACAAGUCUCAGACCAAGGCUUUCGAGCUGGUGGUCAGCGAGCUAGCCCCCAAGGGCACCCAACUAAAAAAUGCCUCCAAGCGCAUCCAGUCCGGAUCCAGGAUCGUCACUUUAACAGAGACAUUGAACUUCAGCAGCAGCAACGUGAAAGCCACCGAAGCCCCCGGGGGAUCCAGCAAGCCCCCAGACCUUGUGCCGGAUGGGGUUACAGAGAGCCUGCCCUCCGUGCAGGAGGUCAACAAGCAGAGCAGCGCAGCCGAAGCCAUGGAAGGAGCUCACAAGUCCAAGUUCGCCUCCAGCCUCCUAAAAAAUGUAAUCUCCAAGAAAAUGCAGCGGGAGCAGGAGUUCAAGAUGGAGAGAGGAGAGCUGGUGGACACGUCCCAGAAAAACCAGGGCAACGUGUCCAAGGAGGCGGAUGGAACUUCCAAGGACAGAGGAUUCCAAAGGCAGAACUCCAGGUUCUCAGAGGCCAGCUCCGAUUUCACGUUAGUCAGUAGUGAGGACCCGGGAGAGUUCUUCGACUCCAAAGCAGCCACUCCGAAGGACUUCGCGCCAGUCGAGAGUCACCCGGCCAGCAAGCCGGCACCCUUGGAGUCCCAGGGCGAGGAGAUUAUAGCAGAUGGGAAGAAGAGCUCCACGGACGCAAUGAAAGGCAACUUUUUGCGCAGCCAGAACAGCGCGUUCAGGUCAUGGAAGGAGAAGGAGCUGGAGAAAAUAGAAAAGAAAAUCGAGGAGAAGGUGGCCAAGGCGAGAAGGAUCAAGAUACCGUUGGAAAGAGAUUGGAGGGCAGAAUUGGGCGAACUCUCUCCCAAUAAAUCCACAAAAAUGUCGCGCUUGUUUGUGCCGGGUCCCCAAAACAACUCCAAAGAGAAGCCCACUGAGAAGCAGGCCACCAAAUACUCCGUGUCCACCUAUGCCCACCAGACCUGCUACAGUCGCAACGAAGUGGACUUUAAAACUGAAAAACUACAUAUACUCCAAGCAACUGCCAGCAGCAGGAUUACCCCCGCCUUCACCCCCAAACCCCAGGAGAUCAAGCUAAGCCUGGGACUGUCAGGGGUGACCAAAGACAGCCCUUUCAAUAUAGCUAAACUCUUAACUCCCAAUCUGGCCUCCAGUGCAGCCAGUCUCUCCAAGGCAGCAGAAGAGCUGAGGAGCCAGCUGCCAUCUAGGUCUGAGGUCCUGGAGAAAAUGCCACAGUUUCUGGUGAGGGACGUCAGGGAGACCAAGCCGAAAGUGCAAGGACCCAUCCAUCAGGUGAGGGACGUGAGGAAGCUGCUGAAGAGCUCCUACCACCAUGACACUGGGGACAAUAGCGACAGGGGCAGCGUGGUAUCCGACCAAAGUGCCACUGAUUCAAAAAACAAGUUGCCUGUGACACCCAAGAGCUCUUCCUCUUUGUCGCCUAUUGUCAUCACCUGCCAGGCGGUGAAGAGCAAGGAGGACGGAGCUGACAAUGAAGGUGACAAGACCCUGUCUUCGGCAGACACAAUCCUGGUACACCGGGCAUCUGGAAGGCUUCCCGUGGCCACCAUAGCGCCAAAUAAAACGGGUCCCCGGAUGCCCGUGGUGAAAAUUGUCUCCAAAGCCAACAAGUGGAAGCAGGAGAAACCUAAAGAACCAGAGGUUAAGCCACCGGAGCCCAAAUCUCCCCAAUCUCAGGCAGCCUUGGAGAAGUUGACUGCUGCGGUGAAGACCAUGGAGCAGCUCUACGUGUAUGAUAGAAAGGAAUGGAAACGCAAAAGUGACCCCCAGCCCCUCAGCGGUAGCCAUGUUCUGUCCCUUAUCUCCAACCAAGAGGCACCUGGGGACGGGAAAUCGGUGGAUACUAAAACUGUGUUCGAAGAACCAAGAAAAGCUCCCGUUCCCCAUAUCUUUAAAGCGCCUCUAGAGCGCAGACACUCCAACCCUGGCGCUGAAAAGAUCUCGGCAAAACCACAUGUGACCGAAAACAAGACGCCACCCAGGACCUUCCAGGUGUCCAAGUUCACGGAAGGGAAGAGCCAAGAGCAGGCAGAGAAGAACAGAACCAUCGGAGGAGGUAACAACCGCAGCGUGUUCACUGUCAGCGCUGCCCCAGUGAAGACCAAGCAGCAGAACCUGGAGAGUGCCCUGAAUAUCAGAAACACCCGGCCACAGCCUCCAACUUCACUGAAAAUCCCGCAAGAGGCGACCAAGAAGCCAUCACAAACGACCUCUCAGCUGCCCUCCCCUGGCAGGAAAGCCAGCGCCGACAUUGAGAACUACCUCACCAUCCCGGUCAAGGUGGCAGGAGAAGACACAAGUGGAAAACCACCUGUAGCCUCCAGUGUUCGAGAACCUCCUGCGAAUACUCGAGAACCAACAACGAAUGUUCGUGACUCAACAGCGCUUUGCAGUCUGCCACCAUUCAGUACCAAAACUCAAGCGGCAAGUCCCAAGAGCCCCAUCAAGGCUCCCAACGACUGGCGUACCAAGGUCAACAAGGAUGCGGUCCAACCCAACAGAGCUUCCUCUGCAGGGUCUGAACCUCAGUCCCCAGAUUAUGUUCCUCCGGCCACCAUCUACCACCACACCAUGCCAGCUAUGCAAAUGACAAUGGCUACUGCCCAAGCGCCAAUCUUUUACUCACCUCAAAUGUCCGCAGCCACCCCUGCUGAACUGUACCCCCAACAGACCCAACGUAAAAUGCUGGUGGACUUAGCCACAGGACAGUAUUACCUUGUGGAUACUCCUGUGCAGCCAGUUAAACGAAGGCUCUUUGACCCCGAGACAGGACAAUAUGUGGAAGUCCCUGUGCCUCCUCCACCAGCUACCCCAGUCCCACUUCACAUGCCACCCUUAGCCCUCAGCCCUGGGGCAUAUGGAGCUGCUUAUAUGUUUUAUCCCGGAUUUCUGCCCACUGCUACAACUGCUGUUCUACCUGCUAACCCCAUACAGACCCAACUCUCAAACCAGGGUGGUGAACACGCCUAUGAAAUACCAGUGAUGGAGGGGGCACAAAAUGCAGAAAUGAACUUACCAGAGGGCCCCUAUUACCUGGCCACUGGCUCUACCCCAGGUUGUCCAACAACAGGGCAACCAAGUAAUAUCAGGAGGGGCUCCCUAGGCUGCACAGAUGGCAAGCAGAUGAUCAGCAUCAUGUCCCAGCCAGGACCUAGGAUUGUUGCUCCACCGUCCUUUGAUGGCACCACCAUGAGGUUUGUUGUUGAGCACAGAUGAAAAUCAGGUAAAUAUAACACACAUCAAGCUCAUUGUAUACAAUCCACCUGCUAAUUCCCCAUUAGUUAUAGCUAGGCAAAAGAAUACAUGCAUCAUGCCUUAUGAUAUAGUUUGCUGUAUUCAUUGUUAUCCCUUCUUGCUACUGACAAAUCUUUGCUGGAAUAGAGCAGAAAUUACUUUGUAUUGCACGUGUUGUUAUGUAAAUAUAACGCUAAGGCAUAGUUAUCAAGGUCCAGUUACAACAACUUGAGGCAAACAUUUUAUAUAUUACAUUUUUUUUUCAUUAUGAUAAGUGUGUGUGUGUGUGGUUAUAUAUAUAAUUUUCCCCCAUAAUAGCACCUGUUUCAGCCUUGAUAAUUUACUCCACGUUUGCUAGUUUUUCCAUUCAAUUUAUACUGUAAUGUAAUUAUGUAAGAAUCGUAACCAUUGGAUGUUUUCCAUAGUAUAGUUCCUGCAAAUCUCAAUAUACAAAUGCUUACAUUUAUUUAAGAAAUAAAUGUUCAAGUUGUUGGUUUGAUUCAUUUUUGUGAAUCAUAAUCAUAUUGAAAUAGUACAUUUUUAACAUGGAUAGCAAUAGAGUAUUUUUGGAGCCAGAUACCACCUGUGCAAAGCUUUAGGAUAUAUUAACUUUAUAGUGAUUUGUGGCAAGCUGACAAUAAAUAGACUCUUUUACUCAUAACUCUUUUACUUUUACUCUACGCUCGAUCAAAUUGGUCCGAUCAUGAUUUACUAGUGGAGCCUCAUUUAAUAAAUAAGACCACAAAGGUAAAAACCCAGAAGGAUUGAUUUAUUUGGGCAUAGAGUAAAAGGAAUUUAAACCAAUAAGUAUUCACUUUGAAUCCCAGACGAUUCUCAUUUUAGAGAAAAAUCCUGUGGUUUGUUCAAUAAAAACAAAUUGUAGUGAGUUGAGAACUAAACUGCUGCCAAAAUAGUUAAUUUAAAGGGAUACGUUUUCCCAGAAUUAUGAUAUUACGUAUAAUAUUAAGACAUAACUUUUAUUAUUCAGUUAAAAUAAAAAACAUCAAUUUUAAAUAUUAAAAACACAAUAGUAAUGAAGACCAUGAAAUUGCAGCUAGAGAGUGUACAAAUAUUUUGCUGUAAAUUGCACAACUAUAAUAGGUAUCAUACUUACUUAUCCGUUUGUAGCCAGCAGUAAACGCAAACUUCCUGAGAUACAAAGUUUAAAAGAAGAGUAACAAUGUCAUAAGACAAUCCACAAAUCAGGUACAAAUAGAGAAGGUGCUAAACAAGUUUUAUCAAUCUAAAUUAUAUGCCUUCAAUUGGCAUCUAAGUAUCUAUGACUUAACGUUAUCUAAAUUCCCUGAACCUGCCUUCAAGGGCAACUGAGCUACCAAGCUUAUAAUUAUAUUUAAUACAUUGUUAAAUUGUACUAGAUGGUGAAGUUACUAAAAUCCUAUAGCUGCAAUCUUAGAGUCUCAAGCUAAAGAGCAACAAUCGAAGAUAAUUCUGUGGCCAAAUAGGGUAAGAACUGAGCAGCAACCUGCUGAAAUGCACACUGGGGCUCAGUUUUAACCCUAUUCAGUUCCUAUUUAGGAUGUUCAUUCCUAUUAUAAUUUAGUAUUUAAAUUUUAUGGUUUUGUUUUUUAAUUUAAAUUACUAAUCAAAGUUAUAUCUUAAUAUUAUACGUAAUAUAGUUCUGGGAAAAUCUGUCCUCUUAUCCAACUGGAGGUUAUUGCUCAUGUGCGUCAAAGCGUUGUACAAAUCAGCAUCCCCUCAUAGACCUGCAUUGAAUCAGUGUAUCUCUAUGGGGAAUGUUCAGCGCCUCCAUACAGAGGAUGGAGACGAGAAAGUAGUGGCCGUCUGAGUGACUGCCAUUAGAGGUGUUAGUAGGCAGCAGUGUAAACACUAUCUUUUCUCUGAAAAGGCAGUGUUUAUAUUGAAAAGCCUGCAGGGACAGACUACAGACAUCAGAACAACUACACUAAGCUGUAGUUGUUCUGGUGACUAUAGUGUCCCUUUAAAAUGGUUAUUUUUGUCAUUGAAAAUAAAGCUUUCUUAGUUUUAAAAAAAACUUUUCUCCUAACUUUUUUAGGUGGCUCCUUGAUUCAAAGCAAAUUUGCUAAGCCCAGUAUUAAGCACCAAAACCAUUGGUGGAUGUUGUCGUUGUUAUGGUGCAGGAGGCUUCAGGUGCCUUACUCAGAAUCUGUGUCAACAGCCGAUUUUUGAGCCGGCAAGCUCAGCCAAUGAUUGCAUCCAAAUUUGAAUGAAAUUUUCAUUGCAGUUAUGGAAGUGUAAAUGGCCAGGUUGUUGGUGCCUGGGGGAAACCAAGUUUAUGUCAAAUAGAUUUUUGUCAUUUCCCCCAGCAGUCGCUAGUGAUGGCUGUUGGUAAAAAGGCAUUGUCUAUGGAGGAUUCUGUGAUCUUGCUUGAUCCUCUAUCUCACAUGCAUGAAGUUUUAGGAACUGAUGAGGACCCACAAGAUAUAAAUAGGGGAAACCACAAAGGACAAAUUCAUGUAUGUAAAACUCCUCUUCCCCUGCACUCAUGGGCCACUACACAGACUACUGUAAAAGUUCAUUUUCACAUAAGACCACAGUUCCCUGAGGAUUCCAGACUGCAUAAAAGUGGUUUGACCAUACAUGGUGCUCUCAGGAUGCUAUCAAUUUAACCCCUUAAGGACCAAACUUCUGCAAUAAAAAGGAAUCAUGACAUGUCAAGCAUGUCAUGUGUCCUUAAGGGGUUAAAACAAAUCUGAGGAUGGCAUCCACAUGCUCUUUGCACCAUAACCACUGCUCUGAGCUGUGUUAGUUAUGGUCCUGUUUGUGUGUUUGUUUUUUAAGAUAACAAAUCUCCAGAAAAUAAAGCAAUAUUGUGUAUUCAGCAGAAAAAAAAACAAUCAGUAAAAUAAAAUAAAAAAAGAAAUACUGGAGUUAAAGGAUCACUAUAGGGUCAGGAACACAAACAUGUUUUCCUAACCCUAUAGUGUUAAAACCACCAUCUAGCCCCCCUUGGCCCCUCAUGCCUCCAUAAAUAUAGCAAAAUCUUACUGUAUUCAAGCCUGAAUCUGUAACUCUGCAUGCUGUUUGUCUCAGAAAAACAAGUACUCUGCUGACAUCAUCAGAAGUGGUAUCCUGAUCCAAUCACAAUGCUUUCCCAUAGGAUUGUCUGAGACUGACAAGGAGGCAGAUCAGGGGCAGAGCCAGCACAAUUCAAACACAGCCAGGGGCGUAUUAGCCGCGAGGCAAACAAGGCAUUUGCCUUGGGCGGCAUUUUUCAGGGGGCGGCAAAAAACGCCGCCCCCCCAAAUGCCCAAGGCAAAUGUCUUGUUAGCCUCGCGGCUAACAGACAUUCUGGGCGCUGGGCGGCAGUGGCUGCAGCGCUGGGCGGGCGGGCGGCGAGGGAGCUCUUCCCCUGAGUGCUCUGCUCAGCUCCCUCGCGCGCCGCCAGCAGAGUGAGGCUGGGAGCCGGGUUGAUGACGUCAUAUUCCGGCUCCCGGCCUCACUCUGCUGGCGGCGCGCGAGGGAGCUGAGCAGAGCAGAGCGCUCAGGGGAAGAGCUCCCUCGCCGGCCGCCCGCCCGCCCUCCCAGCGCUGCAGCCACUGGACCCAAGGGAGAGGAAGAACCCCCCCCCCAGCAUUACCAAAGGUAAGGAGGCUGGGGGGGGUUUAAAUAAAAAAAAUAAAAAAACACUAGUGAGUGUGUGUGUGGAUGUCUGUUAGUGUGUAUGUUAGUGUUAGUGUGUGUAUGUUAGUGUGUGUGUGUGUUAGUGUGUGUAUGUUAGUGUGUCUGUUAGUGUGUGUCUGUUAGUGUUUGUGUGUUAUUGUGUGUAUGUUAGUGUGUGUCUGUUAGUGUUAGUGUGUGUGUCUGUUAGUGUUAGUGUGUCUGUUAAUGUUAGUGUGUGUAUGUUAGUGUUAGUGUGUGUGUGUGUUAGUGUGUGUAUGUUAGUGUGUCUGUUAGUGUGUGUCUGUUAGUGUUUGUGUGUUAGUGUGUGUAUGUUAGUGUGUGUGUGUGUCUGUUAGUGUUAGUGUGUGUGUCUGUUAGUGUUAGUGUGUAUGUUAAUGUUAGUGUGUGUAUGUUAGUGUUAGUGUGUGUGUGUCUGUUAGUGUGUGUGUUUGCCUGUUAGUGUGUGUGUCUGUUAGUGAGUGUGUGUCUGUUAGUGAGUGUGUGUUUCUGUUAGCUAGUGAAUGCGUAUCUGUCAGUGAAUGUGUGUGUGUGUAUUUAGAAGGCGGAGCAGGGGGGAAGGUUGGGUUGCGCGGGUGGGGGUGGCGCGGGGGGGGUGCCUGAGUUUUGUCCUGCCUAGGGCAGCACAAAACCAGGAUACACCACUGAUCACAGCCCUGGCCAAUCAGCAUCUGCUCAUAGAGAUGAAUUGAAUCAAUUAGUCUCUAUGAGGAAAGUUCAGUGUCUGCAUGCAAUGGGAGGAGAUACUGAAUGUUUGGAUGCAUUUUAGGUAGCAAUGACCCAGGAAAGAUCUCUAACAGCUAUCCUAGGAGUGACCAGUGAAGUGAUCACUAGGUUGUAAUUUAAACACUGCAUUUUCUCUGAAAAGACUGUGUUUACAGCAAAAAGCAUGAAGGUAAUGAUCCUACUCACGAGAACAAACUCAAUAAGCUGUAGUUGUUCUGGUGACUAUAGUGUAUCUUUAAUACUCAGUAGCUGACUGUGUUGACAUUAAUUUCUGAAGCUGUGGGGUGAUCUCAGGUUUUGCACUACAGCAGUUUUUUACGAUGUGCAGAAUGAUGUACUGUAACAUGUCAGCAGCAGAAUCUUCUGUCACCUUCUUAAAUUUAGAAUGCUUUUCCUCAAAGCAGGCUUAUCUGUUGGACAUAAAGCAAUUGGCCAUUCUUUGCUUUAAACACGAUAUGCCAUUUAAAACAGGAAAGCUCUUUCUAAGCAGUACUCUUGAAGAAGAACAUCCAAGAAAUUUUGUUCAUUUUCAAGCCAUUGCCAUUCACUUUUCAAAUAUCUUAUUGUAACCCCUCCUUCCCAAAAUAAACAAAACAAAAAUCCUUUGUAUAUUGCCAUAAAUCAAUUGGGAAUAUUGUAACAAAAUUUAUAUGAUGAAAGUAAAUAAAUAUCAAAGGUUUAAAUUUUGAAUGGUAGGUAGGAGAAAUAGACAAAUUUCUAGAUCAGAAAAAUAAAUAUAUAACAAAUUAUACAUUUCAAACAAUGCUAUUAAGCAUUGAAGAGUUUUUUUCCCCACAGAAAAAAAAGUGUACUGUAAGGAUAAUACAAUGUGGAACUAUAUCACAUACAUUUUUUUUGUUUUUGCAUGUCUGUUUAUUUUGAAAAUGUAUUAUUUAAAGGGACACUAUAGUCACAACUACAACUUAUUGCAUUUGCUCUGGUGAGUGUAAUUAUUCUCUAAAAGCUUUUUUGCAGUAAACACUGUGCUUUUAAAGAAAAUGCAGUGUUUACAUUACAACCUGAGGAUACCUCCACUGGUCACCCCUCAGAUAGCUGCUAAAGGUGCUUCCUGAGGCAGUGCUGCACACUGUGCAGCACUGCCAUUCAGUGUCUCCAACCUCUGCAUGGAGACACUCAACUUUCCUCAUAGAUAUGCAGUGAUUCAAUGCAUUUCUAUGAGAAGGUGCUGAUUGGCCAUGGCUGUGUUUGGCUUGUGCUUGCUCUGCCCCUGAUCUGCCUUCUUGACAAGCUCAGCCAAUGCUUUCCCAUCUGGAAGCAUUUUGAUUGGCUGAUUUCUACACUACUGAUGAGAUCAGCCAAGUAGGAAGAUCGGGGCAGAGCCAGCAGAAAAAGACUUGAGUAAAGGUAAGACUUUGCUAUAUUUAAUGGUGCAAGGGAGGGGGGGAGAGGUGAGGUAGAUAGCUGGUGGUUUUAUGGUUUUAACACUAUAAGGGCAAGUCAUGUUUCUGACCCUAUAGUGUUAAUUUAAAUGAGAUUUCUCACCCCAACACGUCUCAUGCUCUUUUUGCUAGAAAAGAUUGGGGAAAGAAAACUAUUUCAAAAAUUUUUUUCUCUCACCAUAGACUCUAUGCCGAAGAAUUGAUUGACAGGGAGAGCAGAAGGGGCCUCCCACAGGCAGUCAUUCUGCUCUCCAACCAUAGCAACCACCGCACAUCCGUGGUGGAGGCUAUAGUAACUCCUUAGCCAUCUCUGUUAGUGCUGGCUAGGGAGUAUAGGAAUGGAGUGACUGGUGUCAUUCCAUUCAGACAUUGGCUUGCUAGAAACAAAGCCAGUAUGUCAACGUCAUGGAGGAGGUUUGCCCUGUUUGGGGAUGCAGCCUCAAGUAGUGCAAAUCAUGCUAUGGCUGCAUAAAUACACUGAAGAAAAUUAUAAACGCAACACUUUUGUUUUUGCCCCCAUUUUUCAUGAGUUGAACUCAAAGAUCUAAGACUUUUUCUAUGUACACAAAAAGCCUACUUCUCUGAAAUAUUGUUCACAAAUCUGUCUAAAUCUGUGUUAGUGAGCACUUCUCCUUUGCCGAGAUAAUCCAUCCAUCUCACAAGUGUGGCAUAUCAAGAUGCUGAUUAGACAGCAUGGUUAUUGCACAGGUGUGCCUUAGGCUUGCCACAAUAAAAGGCCACUCUAAAAUGUGCAGUUUUACUGUAUUGGGGAGGGUCCAGGGAUGAUCCGAAACUAGUCAGUAUCUGGUGUGACCACCAUUUGCCUCAUGCAGUGCAACACAUCUCCUUCGCAUAGAGUUGAUCAGGUUGUUGAUUGUGGCCUGUGGAAUGUUGGUCCGCUCCUCUUCAAUGACUGUGCGAAGUUGCUGGAUGUUGGCAGGACCUGGAACACGCUGUCGUAUAUGCCAAUCUAGAGCAUCCCGAUCAUGCUCAAUGGGUGACAUGUCUGUUGAGUAUGCUGGCCAUGCAAGAACUGGAAUGUUUUCAGCUUCCAGGAUUUGUGUACAGAGCCUUGCAACAUGGGGCCGUGCAUUAUCAUGCUGCAACAUGGGGUGAUGGUCGGGGAUGAAUGGCACAACAAUGGGCUUCAGGAUUUUGCAGGUUAGCUCUGUGCAUUCAAAAUGCCAUCAAUAAAAUGCACCUGUGUUCGUUGUCCAUAAUAUACGCCUGCCCAUACCAUAACCCCACCGCCACCAUGGGCCACUCAAUCCACAACGUUGACAUCAGCAAACCUCUCACUCACACAACACCAUACACACUGUCUGCCAUCUGCCCUGUACAGUGAAAACCGGGAUUCAUCCAUAAAGAGAACACUUCUCCAAAGUGCCAGAUGCCAUCGAAUGUGAGCAUUUGCCCACUCAAGUCGGUUAUGACUACAAACUGCAGUCAGGUCGAGACCCUGAUGAGGGCGACGAGCAUGCAGAUGAGCUUCCCUGAGACGGUUUCUGACAGCUUGUGUAUAAAUUCUUUGGUUAUGCAAACUGAUUGUUGCAGCAUCUGUCCGGGUGGCUGGAUGCUGGAUAUAAAGGUCCUGGGCUGGUGUAGUUACACGUGGUCUCCGUUUGUGAGGCCUGUUGGAUGUACUGCCAAAUUCUCUGAAAUGCCUUUGGAGAUGGCUUAUGGUAGAGAAAUAAACAUGUAAUUCAUGGGCAACAGUUCUGGUGGACAUUCCUGCAGUCAGCAUGCCAAUUGCAUGCUCCCUCAAAACUUGCGACAUCUGUGGCAUUUUGCUGUGUUAUAAAACUGCACAUUUUAGAGUGGCCUUUUAUUAUAGCCAGCCUAUGGCACACCUUUGCAAUACUCAUGCUGUCUAAUCAGCAUCCUGAUAUGCCACACCUCUAAGGUGGAUGGAUUAUCUCGACAAAGGAGAAGUGUUCACUAACACAGAUUUAGACAGAUUUGUUCUAUACACAAACAAUGCUUCAUUAAGCUAAAGUUGUUUUAAUGAGUAUAGUGUCCCUUUAAUUACUGAAUAGUGUAGUGAGCAAAUAAAUUGCUUAAAAAAUGAAUAUAGAAAGGGAAUGCAGGGAAGCAGCACCUUCACAAGUGUCCUCAACUCAAAUAAAGAUGGAAAGAUAUGCAAAACAAGAGGAAAAAUAAAACGGAAUAUAGGGCAGCAUUUUUGAUGCUGGCGAUUAUAAAUACGUAAAUAAAUUAUACAAUCUUCUGGAGCUUGAAAUCAGCUCCAGACAUAUGCGCUAUAAAUCUUAUCCUUUUAUUUAUUUUAAAAAUUAAUGCCCAUAUAUAUUCAUGUCCUCCAUUCUUUCUAUAUUAUCUCUAAAAAAAGUGUUUUGGGGCAACAGGCAACUUGGAAAGAAGUGUCCUUUGGGAAGUCAGCCUAACAAAAUAGAAAGAAUUAUACCUGAAACGGAUUAUGCAGGAGGAAACACAUUUAUCUACUGAAUAAAUUGUGGAUAUUAGUAAGUAGUUGCUUGACAGAUCACGUUCAUUAAUCAAUUUACAGAAUACACAGAUGGUUCUUUAAAUAUUCCCUGUAAGGUGAUAUAUGUAGCUGUCAUACAUUAGAGUGGGACAUAAUAAGGUCAGUGACUCACACAUCGGCUUUAAUUGCAAGGUGACUUACAGGAAAAGAACAAUCAUGACUUGUCUGCUGUUGAUAAGGAAUAACUGACAAUGCUAGAAACAUGUUUGGAACAUGUAAGCAACUGUUACAAAACAUGAUUACAUUAAAUAUCAAAAUGUUACUUCAACAUCCUUGCUAUACCACACAGAGUGGUGCGACAUAAGAGUAUCAUUGGAUGUGCACCCAAUAUGCAAGAACACUAAAGAAUUAGGAAUACAAAUUUUAAUAAAAUAAAGAUUUUUACUUACCUUUUCUCAAUGCCGAGGCUCACUCUCUGUUUACCUCUCCCUCUCCCAUGAGUCAUGGAGGAAGCCUCCUUGAUGAUGUUCCAAUCUAAUACCAUAGGGAAGCUUUAAAUCAGUGCUUUCUUAUGGGGUCUUUACAGUGUCAUGUGAAAGAGUUCUAAUGGUAUUCUAUAGUGUCAGUGCCCCUCUCCAUUGCUCCCCCCUCCCGCGAUGCUGAAGGGGUUAAAAGCCAUUCAAUGACUUACCUGAAUCAAGUGUCAAGCUCUUCCCACGCUCCUCCCCACGCCAAUGUCAGCUGGCGGGGGAGACCCAAUGCAUAUGCGCAGCAAUGGCCACGUUCGCAUUAGGAUUUCCCCAUAGGAAAGCAUUUUUCACAUCUGAUGCUGGAGGUCCUCAUGCAGAGCAUGAGGAUGUCCAGCAUCAGAUAGUAGACCAGAGGUCCAUUUCGAUUCCAGAAGUCCCUCUAGUGGCUGUCUGGAAGACAGCCACUAGAGGAGGAGUUAACUAUUCUCAGAAACUGCAAUAAUUACAACUGUAGGGUUGAGGGACAUGGGACAUUGCACCCAGACCACUUCAAUGAGCUGAAGUGGUCUGGAUGCCUACAGUUUCCCUUUAAGAAAGGCCGCUAUUAGAGGUAGAUUUAAUACGGCAAUGUAAGCAUUGCAGUUUAUAAAAAAAUGGCAAUGUUUUCCAUUGCAGGCUUAAAAGAACUGCACUCAGGUCACUUCACUGAGAUGGAGUUGCCUGGGCCACUUUAGUGGUCCUUUAAUUAUACUCUGCACACUGGCAGCUCUUUCUUACAGGCCUGCUUGUUAACACAGCAAAUGUACAAAUCCCCUAUCUAACCUUCUGUCAGCAGUAAUGCAUGUUCUGUCACAUGAUACUCUUUCCCAAUCCUUACUUGUCAAAAUUUUUUCAGAUCCUUAACUCAAUACUUAGUUGAAGUAAAUUUGGCAGCCUCAAGUAUGUUUGGGUAUUAUGUGGCAAGCGUUGCACACCAGAAUUUGAAUAGUUUGUGCCAUUCAACUGCAGAUACUCUCAAGCUCUGUCAGAUUGGAUGAGGACCAUUGGGGAAGAGCCAUAUUUAGGUCUGUCCUGAGAUGUUCAAGUACAGGUCCUGGUUGGGUCCCUUAAUGACAUUCACAGAGUUUCCUUAACCAUUCUUGCAUUGUCUCAGCUGUGUGCUUAGGGUUAUUGUCCUACUGGAAGGUGAAUCUUUAGCUCAGUCUGAGGCCCUAAAUGCUCUGGAACAGUCUGUCAUUAAGGAUAUCUCUGUAUUUUGCAGUGUUCUGCAUUCCCUUAAAAUCAUGACCAGCCUCUCAGUCCCUGCUGUUGAAAACACCCCCAAAGCAUGACACCACCACCAUGCUUCACUGUUGGGAUGAUAUUGCGCAGAUGAUGAUGGUGCUUAAUUACCUCCUGACAUGACACUUUGAAUUAAGAGCAAUCAUUUCAAUCUUCAUUUCACCAUUUAGAGAAUCCUGUUUCUUGCAGUCUGAGAGUACUCUAUUGGUGUUUUUUUUUUUUUCAAAUGGACUUUUAUGUAUCUUGCAGUAAGGAGAUGCUUCCAUCUGGUUAGUCUGCCAUAAAGUGUUGCAAUGAUGGUUCUCCUUAUGCAAGUUUCUCCCAUAUCUACGCAUAAUCUCUGAAGUUUUCCCUAGAGUGAUCUGCGGGUUCUCGGUCACCACUCUUAUCAAGGCCCUUCUCCCCACGAUUGUUUCAUUUAGCCAGGUUUAGCCAGGUGACGAAUUCUAAGAAGAGUCCUGGUUUAUCCAAACUACUUCCAUUUAAGAAUUAUGGAGGCCAAUGUGUUCUUGGAAAUCUUCAAUGCAUCCCAAAGAAACAUUGUAGUUUUCCCCAGAUCUGUGCCUCAACAUGAUCCUUUAAGUUCUCUCUGCAAAAGUUUUUGGCUUGGUUUUUGCUUUGAUGUGCAUUUACUUCUGUAGACUUUAAAUAGACACGUGUGUGACUUUCCAAGUCAUAUUCAAUCAACUGAAUUUGCCACUGGUAGACUUUUAUCAAAGUCUAGACACAUCUCAAAGAUAGGACACAUCUGAGCAAAAUUCCAAGUAUCAUAGCAAAGGAUCUGAAUAUUACUCGCAAUGUAAUAUUUAAGUUUCUUCUUUUCAAUAAAUUUGCAAAGUUUGCAAGUUUUCAAAAACAGUUUUUUGCUUUGUCAUUAUAGCAUAUUGAUCGUAGAUUGAUGUAAGAAAAAAUAAUAAUUUAAACAAUUGUAGCAUUACAAAUUAAGGGGUCUGAUACUUUCUGAAUGCACUGCAUCUAUGUGCAUAUUUCUAUAAUGUAUUGUUUUUGAAUCGGUGAGUAUAGUGAAUGCAUACUUCUGUGUAAAUGUAUGUAGCGUUACAGAUAAUGUUAGAAGUUGGAUUUGCAUGUCAUGUGCCUAUAGGCACAGCAUUCUAAGGUACACCCUGGCCCCUUCAGAAAAAAGGCAGGUAAAGCGUAUUUAAUGUAUUAACUGGACAUUGCAGGCAUGCAAAAAAAAUAAAAAAUUACAAAUGUAUGUGUAUAUAUUUUGUAUAUUCAGAGCUGGAUUAAGGUUCCCCAAUCUGGCCCAAGGCAAGGUACCAUAUUGGGGCCCCCUCCUAGUACUCUGUGCUCUUUCUGCGAGUGGUGUGUGUGUGAGAGGAAGGUGAGAGCUGUAUGGAGAGAAGCUGAGUGUGUUUGUACUUAAUAUUGGUACAGACUGUGCUCUCUUGAUGAAGUUGACUAUGUCAGGGCAGUGCAUGGACAUCUUUUGAUCUCCAUUUCGACUCAAAGAGGGCCCUCUCAGCCAGAACUUGGGGCCCUACAAGGUAUUGUGGCUUUGUGAAUAUUUUGACUUGUAAUGUAUUGUGUUUGAAUCUGUGAGUAUAGUGAGUAUAGGCAGCUGUGUAAAUGCAUGCAGAGUUAAAGAUAAUGUGAGAAGUCGUUAGGGUAAGGGAGGGUUUUAUUGUUGUAAGGAGUUAAUGUCAAAGUUAGAUUACAUAGGGUGUUUAGUGUUAAAGGACCACUCUAGGCACCCAGACCACUUCAGCUUAAUGAAGUGGUCUGGGUGCCAGGUCCUUCUAGGGUUAACCCAUUUUUUUUAUAAACAUAGCAGUUUCAGAGAAACUGCUAUGUUUAUGAAUGGGUUAAGCCUUCCCCCUAAUCCUCUAGUGGCUGUCUCAUUGACAGCCACUAGAGGCGCUUGCGUGCUUUUCACUGUGAUUUUCACAGUGAGAGCACGCAAGCGUCCAUAGGAAAGCAUUGUAAAUGCUUUCCUAUGCGACGGGCUGAAUGCGCGCGCAACUCUUGCCGCGCGUGCGCAUUCAGCCCAGGAGGAGGAGAAGAGGAGGAUCGGAGGAGGAGAGCUCCCCGCCCAGCGCUGGAAAAAGGUAAGUUUUUAACCCUUUCCCCCUUCCUGAGCCGGGCGGGAGGGGGUCCCUGAGGGUUGGGGCACCAACCGGCUCAGGAAGGGGGAAAGGGUUAAAAACUUACCUUUUUCCAGCGCUGGGCGGGGAGCUCUCCUCUUCCGAUCCUCCUCUUCUCCUCCUCCUGGGCUGAAUGCGCACGCGCGGCAAGAGCUGCGCGCGCAUUCAGCCCGUCGCAUAGGAAAGCAUUUACAAUGCUUUCCUAUGGACGCUUGCGUGCUCUCACUGUGAAAAGGGUUGGGGCACCCUCAGGGCACUAUAGUGCCAGGAAAACAAGUAUGUUUUCCUGGCACUAUAGUGGUCCUUUAAGGGGGCUAAAAGCUUGAGAGGAAUUAAAGUUGUUGUAUAAGGGGUGUUAAGAAUGAUUGAGUUUGCAGUUUCUGUAACUGUUUCUGAUUAUAUGCUAUCAAGCAUAGCAGUCAGACUGGACUCUAGAGGACACUGGCCAAGGCUCCUGGUACUUAUCUCUCCUCAUCAGUCUGCCAGCUCCAAAAAAGAAAUCAAAUUGUAAGUGCUGUAAAUAGGCACCCCCUACAAGACAGGUGCCAGUAGGCAUGUGCCUUCUCUGCCUACUGGGAAAUCAAGUCCUGGGGGUUAGAGAGGGUUUAACAUGAGACAUAUAUUACAUAGCAUGUUCAGUAUUAAGAGGAUUAACAUUAUGAGAGGGAUUGUCGUUGUAGUAUAAAAUGUGUUUAGGAUUACUAGGUUUAGGGUUUGAGUGGAGUUAAAUAUUGUAUAUGUGUACAGGGUAGGCAAAUGUAUUUUUUUAGGUUGAGUGCUUACAUUUGGAUACUAAUGAAAUUUUGAUUUUGGUUUGAUUAGGAUCAAGGAGUGGUUAAAUUUAGGGUUUAUGAAAAAUGAGUGUUUACAGUACAGGCAUUUGAAGUUUAUUUGCAAAGCACUUACUCUGUUAUGAUGGACUGUUGAGCUGUCAGGACUAGUGUAAGGACUCUUGGCAUUUUGCUGCCCCCUCCAAAUCUUCCACUGUGUUACUCCUAACAACCCUUUUGCAUUUUUUACCCCCUUGAGCCUUUUUUGUAUUUCUUAUCCCUCUUUUGAAUGUCUUACCCUUUGUGUCAUUCACCCCCUUAGCUCUUACACCCCUUGUGUGUCUCUUACAACCAACCCCCUUUGUGUAUCUCUUAUUCACCCCUUUUGGUGUCUCUUAUUCUCACCCUGCCUCUUUGUGUGUAUCUUGCUUCCCCCAGGCCCCUUGUGUGUGUCUUACUUCCCCUCCAGCCAUUUUGUGUCUCUUUCUCCCCCCUAGUCCUUUUGUGUGUCACUCCCACCCUCAGCCUCUUUAUGUGACACGUUCUCCCCCAGAUCGUUUGCAUUUUACUUAUUGCCGCCAGUCUCUUUUUUGUGUCACUUUCUCCCUCACAGUCCCUUUGCCCUCCCUCUGCCACCACAGUCACUUCCGUUGCCAUUUCCCUCCCUCCUCCUCCCACAGUCCCUUUGUGGGUCACUUGCGCGAAUCUCCCACAUGACAUGGAGUAACUGUCAGGUCACCCAGUCAUUGAACCCCCGGGCGAUGUGCCCUAAUGUAGCCACCUGUGCCAGCUGGCCCUGUGAGCUGUUAUAUAGUGUGCAUCACUCAAUGCUGUCCCUGCAUCCCCCGCAAGGUAAUUCUUGUCUGAGAAGCUGUUAGUGGGUUGAUUGGAAGUGAUCCCAUCCACUUACUUUCCAGUCUCACAUUCACAUACUGGAGAUGCUGGGACAGCGCUGAGUUUUACAACUUCUAUAACUGUUCCUGCAUCUCUACUAUCAAGCAUAGGAAUCUGAUUAGACUUUAGAGGACACCGACUACGGUUACUUAUCUCUCCCCACCAUAUUAGGGUUUAGGCAUGUAGGUGCUCCUAAUAGUAGAUUGUCAAAGUCCUAGUCCAUCUGGACUUAAUAGUGCCAAAUCUACUUCUAUAAAUAGUACAGUGUUAGAGAGAAACCCAAUCUCUCUGGCACUAACAGUGCCAAGUAUGUUCUGUAGAGUGCCAGGGGAUACUCAGUUCACCUAUCAUUCGUGCCUUUAAAAGAUUUUAAUUAACUCCUUUCACCUAUGUCCUUCAUGGAUAAUUUUCACAUUUCCCUUUAAUAAAAAGUAAUAAAUAAAAAUGGUAACUUGCCAAAUCCCCAGUGUUGUGAUCAUCUUUAAAAUAUAAUUAGUAUCCUUAUGCAAAACUUUAAAAUUGAAUGCAGCUUAAAAUAUUAAUAAUUAAAACAGGGUUAAUAAUUAAAAUGGUAAUUUGGAAGAAAUCUGGUAUUUUUUUAUUUCCUACUUUGUGUGGAAUUAUAACAUAUUCUGGGUUUUUCUUAGCGGGCACCAAAUCACUCCAAAAUAGUACAAUUGGAACUAAUCCUUGAAUCUGACACACAACAUUUUUAGCGUUGCACACUAGGUGCAAAUAAGCAAGAAAGUAGACGUAACUAAAAAAAAACUUACUUCAGCUGCAUGUCUGCUUCCCCUCCCACCCCCCUGCUGUGUUGCCACCGCAUGAUGUUUAGAACAUGCCCUGAAGUUUCUCUAGCAGUGCUAUACACACACAUGCACUGUGCUUAUAGCAUACCCUCAACCUCAGCAUGUUGUGAAGAAGGACACAAGUGUGUAAGCGAAAAAGGGGCGAGACCCGGCAAUAUAAUUGGGUCAGUUGUGGUUGAAUGCACACAAGGCUGACUGCCAAUCAAACAGGCAAGUCCAGUAAUGGCAGACCAAGCAGAGGGUGCUGUUACAGUGAGCUCUGCGUGGUUCUAGUGCCUUGAGUAUAGCUCGAACAUGUUUAAUGAUGCAAUCUCGCUAUGCUUUUUGGGAACAGUUUCUUGGUGACCCAAAAACCAUGACACUACAGAACAAAGUCUGGAGGGCAAGACAAGACACUGAAAUUGGGUCUGUCACGCUGAAAUAAUGACUGUACACUGCACUAAUUCACAUAGUUUAUCCAGCCUUGGUUGCUAAAACUUAUAAGCAAAAAUCAUAAUAUAAAAAGAAUUUGUAACAACCUUUAGCAUAAUCUUUAGAUAACCUUUAGUUAGCUUUUGGGUUGUGCUAAAAGGGAGAAAAUUAUAUUUAAAAAGACUCUGUAGGCACUGUAAUUAUUUCAUCACAUUGAAUUGGUUAUCUCUUGACCUUUGAUGUAUUCCCUUAAUUUUGUGUUAAUAAUGUUUGCGCUGCUUUAAACUGAAUGAUGGUCCCUGGCCACCUACAGUCCAGACAUUAUUGGAGGUAUAGCUAAGGCAGAAGUUACAUGCUUCCAUCUAGCCAUACGGAUUCAUAUCAGCAAUGGGACUCUACAUUCUCAACCAAUCAUGUAGCCUUAGCCACCCCUACUCUUGCUGUGACUCAUACAGCCUCCAUAUACAAUUUCUGGGGGAAAAAAGUCUACAUUUUUUUUGCUUGCCUAAUUGCACAGUUUAAUUUUGAAUUAAUCUCCUGCUCUGUUAAUAACCUGUUAGAUCCUGCAAUAGCUUCAUGUGUUUGAUUAAUGUUCAAUUAACAGAGCUGGAGAAAAGAACGUCUAAAGAAAACACAGUGUGCCUUACUGAUUGAAAAUGUUGCCUUUUUUUUUUUUCAUGGAGGCUGUUUGAUUCACAUCCACAUCAGGUUUGACUAGGGCUGCAUAAACCUAAGCAAAAGUGAUUUAACUCCUAAUUGGCAGAGGAAUUUGGCUGAUGGGGCAUAACACUGCACAACCAGAGUAAUUAGCACUAGUGUGCUGGCGGCUAGUUGCACCACUGCACACAUAACAUUGAUAGCCCAGAACUCUGUAAUGUCAGUUCUGUGCAUAUUUUAUGUCUGUCAUCAAUGCGCCUGCAUGCUGGCGACAGAUAUAAUAAUCUUCUUCCUUGCAUUGUGCUGCCUGGGUCCAAGCAUGAAAUGCUGCCCCCCCCAAACAAAACCAUACCAACCAAAACACGCCCACGUCAAUAUGUUAUGCAGUGUGUGUAUGGAUGCAGUGUGUGCAUGUGUGUGUAUAAUGGAUGCACAGUGUUUGUGUGUAUAGUGGAUGCAGCGUGUGGAUAGUGGAUGUAGUGUGGAUGCAGUGUGUGUGUAGUGGAUGCAGUGUGUGUGUAGUGGAUGCAGUGUGCGUUUCUAAUGGAUGCGGUGUGUGUAUAGUGAAUUUUCACAGAUGGAUCAGCGCUGAAUAAGAUCACAAAGAAAAUAAGUAUAUAUUAUAAGGCAGCACACCUCAAGGUGGAAAGGGGUUCCCUCGUGAUACCCCACUGUUUGCAGUAAAAAAAAAGUUGCGCCUAAUAGAAAUUAGAGUAUACCAGAAUAAUUCAGAUAACAGGAAUAAAAUAUCCAAUAAAACAAAUAAAAUUCAAAUAUAAUGGUAUAAAAGAAAGUAUAAGAGUCUUGAAGGGAACAGCCAAACUGGAUAAAAUCAAAAGUUCUUGGAGGUUGAGUUCUUGUGAUUCCAGAAGUACAUGUAAGACAUAAGAAUUGGUACAGUAUAUAGUGAGAAAUAUAUUCAAUAUUUUAUAGAUUAUAUUCUACUCACAUUUACCAGAGCUAUAUCCAGCUCUGGUGUGUAUAGCGUGAAGUGGAAUGAUCUCCACUUCUGGGAUAUAUGUGGUAGGUGGUUUCUUCAAAUUUUUUCAAUAAUAGCGGUUCCGGACCGGGAAAGUAAAGAAAUGACAAAUAUAGUGCUCACUGUAGAAAUAAAACUUUAAAAUAAUUCACAAUAGAAGAGAUGUACUCACAUUUCUUUGAGCAGGCUUACUGGUCGAUGAGUAGGGCGCUGGUGGUAUAUUCCCCACCUAGGAUUCUUUAGUCCUCAUUUUGAGAUGGUAAAAUCAGAUUGCCAGGUUUGUGUGCAUACUGGAUGCAGAGUGUGGAUAGUGGAUCUAGUGUGUGUGUAGUGGAUGCAGUGUGUGUUUGUAGUGGAUAUGGUGUGUGUAUAGUGAAUGCAGUGUGUGUGUAUAGUGGAUGCAGUGGUGACUAUGUUAGUGAAGUGCAUGCAGUGUUUGUUUGUGGUGAUAAAUACAUUUGUGGGGGUGAGCAGUAUUAAAUUUUUUUUAUUUUAACUUAUUCCCCCCUCCCUGCACUUAUUCCUCCCUCACUGCCUCUUACCUGUGGGCAGGGAGGUGAGAUACAUGAUUCCAUGGUGGUCCAGUGGAGCUGGAGGACAGUGAAGAGGGAGCCCUGAGUGUGAUCUUACAUCCCCAGCAGCAACAAGUACUCUUCUCUCACAAGCUGCAAGAGCAUUACCAUAGGUUGCCAUGUCAAUGCUCCGUGCGGCACACAAUGCAUGCCGGAGUGUUGCCAGAGCAACCCUUGGUAAUGCUAUCACAGUUUGCGAGAGAAGAAUACCUGUUUCUGCUGGGGAUGUAAGAUUACUAUCAGGGCUCCCUCUUUACUGUCCACACCAGCAGGGCCUGGACCUGCACAUAUAUAUAUAUAUAUAUAUAUAUAUAUAUAUACAGCAGUUUUCGCCAUAUAUAUGUGCAAAUAGGCGGCCUGGGGCCCUGCUCCAGAUUUCUUAAAGGUACAGGGGCGGCAAAAUGCUGCCCCUUUCACAGAGCUGCCUGGUGCCAUUGCCCCACUGGGGAAGAUAGCUUUCCCCUCCCUCUCACCCUGUGGGCAUUCCCUUCUGCUUUCCCUGUAAUUAAAAUAUGUUUAUGUGUUUUUUGUGUUUUUUUAUUUUAAAUAUCCCUCCCCUUCCCCUAUCCCCUUAUUGUCGCUGGCUCAGAUUGUGCACGUGCAAUCUGAGGUCCUGAAACAGUCUACUCACAGGUUUCUCUGUGAAGUAGUGGCGGGCUUAACACAAUAUGGCCAUUUGGUGAAACUGAAUCCUCAUAUUUGAUUGCUUAGAUAGGGGAUUUUAGUAGCCUUAUAAAAUGAAAACUGUAUUUUUAUGUGUGCGCUGUUCCUUAAUCUGUAUUAUAACUAGACAGCAAUUAAUUAGAAACAGGCAGGCACACUAGUCAGAUGACAUGAAAAUUUAUUAGCAAAUGCAAACCAGCCAAAUUAGAGUGCUCACUCAAAAGGUCCUAUUUCCCCAAGGAACUAAAAAGUCUAUAGAAAAUACUGAAUGAGGAGUACAAUCAUACUGAUAAAAAAUACUUUAUUAAUUAGGUCCAAUGUAAUAGGUAUCACAAGAUACAAACAAAAAGAGGAAAAGUCUUAAUAAUAAUGACACACUACAAAAAAAUUGCAAAAUGUAUCACAAUUCUCUAUACAAGGGAACCUCCCUUGAUGAAGGCAAUCUCGCUGGAACAUUGGGGGCUUCUUUUUUAUUUUCUCCCUCUUCUCACUACUUCUGUUACAUUUCUUUUUUUUGGUAUGAAUGAUUUGUUGUGUUGCUCUUUCUGUGUAUCUAAUCAAUUUUCUAUCUAGAUUAGCAUUUUUUUCUUUCUGUAGUUAUUUACUAUGUAUAGAGAAUUGUGAUACAUUUUGUACAUUUUUUGUAAUGUGACAUUAUUACUAAGAUUUUUUCCUCUUUUUGUUUGUAUCUUGUGAUACCUAUUCUAUUGGAUCCAAUUAAUAAAGUCUUUUUAUCAGUAUGGUUGUGCUCCUCCUUCAGUAUUUGUUAUGACUAGACAGCACCAUGUCCAUUCAACACAAAUAUAUGUCCCACUUGUUGAAUAACAAAAGCUAGAUAUUUUACUCUGUUCUUUCCAGUAAUGACUGUUUAAACCACUUCAUUAAAAUAAAGUUGUUUUGUUGCUUAGAGUAUCCCUUUAAUUUCCAGGUUUGGUUUGGUUACUAGACAGUACCAUGUCCAUUUAACACAAUAUGUCCAGAUAUUUUAUUCUGUUCUCUCCAGUAAUGACUUAUUUUCUUUCAUCAUGCAGCUAACAUAUCUUCCCUGUUGUUGACCUCUUAAUACUGGACAAGUAUUCCUGAAUGGUUGUAGAGGACGUGGACUUGCAUAAAGUUUGGAGAGUUAGAAAGAUGUCUUCAAAAAUGCUUGGUACCCGCACUUCGAAACACUGUGGACAGGAGAUACAACUGGAUAGAGCCCCUGAAAAAGCACCAGCACAGCUUGUAAAGUUGUGUGAGUUUGGGUUCAUAGAACAUAGCGUAUUUAGAUGACAAUAGAGUUCCAGUGAUGGCUUUAUUUAAAUCCUAUUGGUUUCUGCAUAUUUGGGUUGUGCCUUAUUGCAAGUUCUCAGGAUCUGUAAGAAAUGCUAAUGGAUAUAGGUGCUUCUGCUAUGCAUUUGUGCUUGUAUUGAUUCAUGUGUUAAUCUUUGAAGGCCUGGGGGAAAAGGAGCAGAGCUUUAUCUGUUGGGUGCUUUUCAAAGGAUUUUAUCUCACUUACUGAUUAUAGAAAAGUUUCUCCCAUGGCAUGGAAUGUAUUGGUAUAAAUGUAAGAUAACAUUUCAGAAUGUUCUCAGUAUGUCUCAAUAAGUUGCAUUAGGAACUUUUUAUUUUGAAUGUUCUGUAUACUGCAACUGUAUAAAGUUUAUGGUAUAAGACACACUUCACGAUCUAUGACGUGUAUGAUUUGGGUCAAGUCAAGUUCUUGUAUUCGUACGGGUACCAUACAUGAAUGUAAUAUAUUCCUUUGAAUAGCUGCACAAAGGUUAAACAACUUUAUUUUAAUGAUUAGUGCCUUAUAUUAUUACAGCAAGAACCGUAAUAAUUUGAACAAAUCAGGACUCAGAUGCUGUAUAAUGCAUACUGUGCAAUACAUGUCAAUAAAUAAAAUAGACUUAUUAAUAAGUGAAAUUAUGUUCACUGCUAAAUGUUACAUAUUUUGUUUUUAUUAAUUCCAAAAAUCUUUACCAAAAACCUGCACACCAGGUAACAUGUCUAAUAAUACUCUAAUGUUUAUAGAGUAAAUAUCACUUGUCAGCUUGUCUCCAAAAUAAGAUACCUUAUACUUUACUUUAUCCUAUUUACACCCAGGAGGAUUUUCAAGAUAUCACUUGUACAUGGAAUUAAUUUACAAAUCAAAGAAUGGUCAGGACAGAUUACCAACAGCUUUGGAGCAUAUAUGAUACUUAAGGUCCAUACAUAUUACUGAUUAGAACAGAAAAAUAUGUUGACAAAGUCAGAUAUAAUGGAAUCACUGUUACACUGAUUCAUUCAUCCCAAACCCCAUGACGGAUUUUCUGCAUGUCAACUCAUGCCUUAUGGUUUUUAGCCUGUAGAAACAUUUCCCAAUGAUCUGUCCAACUGCUAAUUUGUCCCUGGAAAAAUAAAAACACAUUUUUUUCUUUAUAUGGAUGAAGCAAUGUAAUUAACUGUUAAUUAAUUGAACGGUGCUACUGUGAGGUAAAAAAUAGCACCUGAGAACACUGUUGGUGCUGAAUACUGCUAAUGUACGUUGGAGCUCUCUAGGUUUGCCGGAGCAGUGUAGCUUAAGUUACUGCUUGGUUUCAAUAGCUGGUGGCCUUUUCUUGGCCCAAAGAGUUCCAGUAGCCAUACACAUUCUUUACAAAAGUUCACAAGUUUACCUCACAGAACUUGGACAAAUAUGGCACUGGCAUUCCUUCUAUACUACUAUAAUUUAAUGCUGGAUAAUUACUCAUCCUCUAAUCUUUCUAGGGAUGGUGCUAUACUGUACAAGUACUACAUUGGAGAUUUACAACAAUAAUUUUGUCCUAGAUGUCCAAUCGCAAUCUAUGAAUGGACAAACAGAGUAAUUAUAAAUCACCUUUGCUUGGGCCCAUUGAGAUAAAAUUAUUUCUGAACACUAACUAGUAAAAACUGAUUGGCUCACACUGACACUCACACAAUCAUGUACACAUACAGACAUUGCUUGUGAAUUGUUUUUGCAAAGAAAUACAUAUAAUACGUUUUUUUUUAACUAUCUGUAAUGUAGUUUUUAGGUAUCCCUGAACAGCAAAAUCUCUGCUUGUAUUUGCUGUUUUCUUAUGCUUAUAUCUUUACCAUUUAUCCUAGGUAUCAAAUAAUUUUCAUGUCAUUUUUUUUCUAAUGCAAAAAAUAAGAACUUGAGGAAGGAAACAAUGAAGGCUACUUAAAGGCUACCAUUUGACAACAGGGUAUCAACUAAACAAUGUAGAGCAUGAUGUGGCAGCCCUGACAACUAGCCCACUUACAACUCCUGAGCCUUAUGGUAAAUCCUCGAGAGUUUCCAAGUGAGUAUGUAAGUGUCUGUGCACUUUAGUGUCAAUUACUUUUAAGCAGCAAUGAUUUAAUUAGGGUUUUGUAACCCGUGGCAAAUGUCUAUCGGUUCAAAACAAGUUACAAGAAAUAAAUACAUUGUGCCUUCAACAACCACUUGACAUCAUAUAAAGUGCAUCAAAAAGUAUUCAGACUCCUUUAUUUUUUAAUUUAUUUAACCUUGCAGUCUUUGCUGCAUUUGUUUUUUUUGGGGUUUUUUUUUUUUACACCAGUCUACACUUAAUACCCAAUAAUGACAAAAGGAAAAAAAAGAUUUUUUGAUACUUUUGCAAAUAUCUUAAUUUGUAAAAAUGAUAAUAUCAUAUUUAGACGUAUUUAGACCCUUAACUCAGUACUUCGCUUAAAUCUUUUAAGUAAGAGGCAACAAGCUUUGUACACUAGCAUUUGGGUAGUUUCUCCCAUUCAUCUAUGCAGAUCCUCUCAAGUUCUGUCAGGCUGAAUUGGGGCCUUGUGUACACAGCCAUUCUCAUGUCUCUCCAGAGACGAUCAUUUGAGUUUAAGUCCAGCUCUUCCUGGGCCACACAUUCAGAGUUAACUUUUAGCCCAGUCUUAAGACCUGAGCACUCUAGAUCAGGUUUUCAUUAGGGAUAUCUCUGUAUUUUGAUGCAUUCAGCUUUCCUUAAGAGUGGUGAAGAGCAAUAUCUUGUUUCCAUCAGAUAUGACAUUUUAAAUUGAGGAAACAAUUUCAAUCUUUAUUUCACCAAACCAAAGAAUCUUUUUUUUUUCUCACAGUCAGAGUCCAUUAGGGGGAUUUCUUGCAAAUAUCAAGCAAAAUUUCAUGUGUCUUGCAGUGAGGAAAUGGCUAGUCUGUCAUAAAGCCAGAUCGGCUUAGUGUUGCAGUGAUGGUUGUCCUUACAGUGAUGGUUUCUCCCAGCUCCACAUAUGAUCUCUGGAACUAACCCAGAGCUCAGAGACAAGAUUGGUCACCUCUCCUACCAAGGCCAUUCUCUUGCAAUAGCUCAGUUUGGCUGGGUCGCCAUCUCUAGGAAGAGUCCUGGCUAUUCCAAACAUUUCUGAAUUAUGGGAAUCUUCCAUGCUGCUAAAAAAUGUUUGUAGUCAUGCCCAGAUUUGUACCUCAACACAAUCUUGUCUCUGAGCUCUGGAGGCAGUUCCUUUGACCUCUUAACUUGGAUUAUGCUCUGAUAUGCAUUUACUGCUGUAAGACCUUAUAUAGACGUGUGUGUGCACCUUUCCAAAUCAUGUCCACUCAACUGAAUUUGCCACAGGUAGGCUCCAAGCUCAGUGUAGAAACAUCUUAAAGAUGAUCUAGAGAAAUGGAGGUCAUCUAAGCUUAAUUUCAAUUGUCAUAGGAAAGGAUCUGAAUAUGAAUAUCACUCUGAUAUUUCAGUCCUUUCUGUUUAUAACAUUUGUAAAGUUUUCAUAAAUCUGUUUUUUACUUUGUCAUUAUUUGGGUAUCGAGUUUAGAUUAAUGUGAAAAAAUAAUUUAAACAAAUGAAGCAUGGGGCUGCAACAUAAAACGUUAAAAAAAUGGAGUCUAAAUACUUUCAACCACUGAAUCAUUAAACCAUUGUCCACUUGGGAAGCAGAAAUAUGACAUACACUUCAUCAAUAUGUCCAAUACAGCCAUAGUAUUUUGUAUUUAUAUUUUUAGCUGCUGGGCAGUACAGCAAGUAAUUUUGAUACUUUGUAUUUUUUUGCAAUAUGAUUAAUAAUAUCUGAAUAUCGGAGCCAUCUACUUUUAUGUAACCGGUGCUAAGGGAUUGUAAUUUGCAAAUUAUAGAUAUCUCUCAGGGUUUAAGACACUUUCUUGGAAUUUACUUUGGUUUUAUGAUGUAGCACAUGAGUUUUGUGGCCAUUUUUUGUGGCUCACAAGAUGUUACUUUUGGGGAAAGUGAUACAGCUACACUUGAUAUAGCUACAUAACUUAGUUAAAGCUGUUUUAAUGCUGCAUUUUGUUUAUAUCACGUGGCCAAUAGUAGUCAUUUUGUGGAAUGGUGUAGAAUGUUGAGAGAUGUCCUUUUGGUUUCAAUGAAUAGUGCUCCUUUAUGAGAAAUUGCGCUAGAAUAACACUUGUAUUUUCCAUAAUAAAUAUGAUCCUAAAUUGCUUGUGAAGCAAUCAUCAGGAACAUUCCUUUGGUAUCUAUGGCUAUUGCUCCAAUUGUAAGUUUUUUUCUUAAAAAAACAAAAAACAGUAGUUUAUAAUCUAUAGACAUAGUACAUUAGACACAUGGGGUUUACGCAAAGCUUCAACUAUCUCCUUUUCUUGUUCUACAUUAUAACUCAGUUUGCUAGAAAUUUAUACCAUGUACAUCUUUUUGUGUACCCUGUGCCCGCUUCCUGUAAAAAUAGGUUAAAUGCAACAGCCUGAUAAUGUUCAUGUUUGUAUGGCUUUUAAAUAAUGUUUGGUUAAUAAGUAAAAAAAAAAUAUGGACUUCACAGUCAGGCAAGUUGUCAAACCAUUCUUGAACUGUUUGCCUACUAUUCACUGGUAUUGCACCAGGGCACUCCUGGCACAAUAACCACUACAGCAGGCUAUAGGGGUUACGCAGCUUGAUGUGUUCCUUUAACGGUAAAUUUAAUAGGUAAGUAUGUACGUCUGUGUUUUGCUAUGUUCUGAGAUGCAAAGAAUCACAUAAAUAUAGAUAAAGUAGGUUUUAUUACGCAGAUCAAUAGUAUUGUUAAAGAAUAUAUUGAUAGUAUUAUUAAAGAAUGUUUAUAAAAGGUAGGGAAGAAUACAUCACUGAUUAAUACGCAACACUUUAGGCUGGGAAGCUCCAGUCAGCCUUGGCCAGGAGUAAAUUAAUUGGGAAAUUUCCUGCACAGCACGGUGCUUACAGGACAGAAGCUUCAUCCUGGUGUAAUUCUUUACAUCCCAGAACAUAAGCAAAACAGUCUGCUAAAUGAAAAUGGAAUUAUUAAUAUUGCGCUAAAUUUUGUGUAGGAAAAAAAAAGUCUAAAAAUCCUUUUAGUAUGGUUUAAUCAGAAAUCCUUUCCCAGUUUCCUUUUUAUUUUAUUCAUUUUGAGUACUCUAGUAGAAGGAUAAGAACUUCCAAUGAGCGUAAAGAGGGUCUGCAUAUAAAAUGUCACCCCUGAUUUAGUAUGUGAUAGUUGACAGAAAGAACACAGACUGAAGGAAGUAAGUGUUAUUUUUUUUCCUACUUGGUAGUACUUCACCCGUCAAUGCCUUUUAGAAUUGUGCAAAAACGCAUUCCAGUUUGUAUGAACAAAUAAAAAUGUAUUUUAAUCUACACCAGAAUGACUGGAUCCAUCUGGGUUUACCUGUGGAGUUUGAUUUAUUGAGCAAGACUCCAUCGAUAAAUCCUGGAUGGAUUGAUUUGUUUGAGCAUAGAUUAAAAGGAAUUUGAUCCUUUUGUAUCAGCUGGAAUGCAUUUGUGUUUAGUGCCUUUAACCCCUCAAGGACACGUCAUGUGUGACAUGUCAUGAUUCCCUUUUAUUCCAGAAGUUUGGUCCUUAAGGGGUUAACCAUUCCUCCAUAUUGAAUGUUUAUUUGCUUUAUCCCUUUAAGGAUGGGGGGCAACUGUACAAGUUCAGAAACAAAACAAAACCUGGAAUUUGAGGUAUAACUGUUCAAAGAUAAUUUAGGGGAGAGGAAGUGGGGCAGAGGGAAGAAAAGAUGAUAUGGUAAUUAAAAACCAAUAAUUGGGAGGAGGGAGGACCUCAUUUAGGGUGGGAGGGAAAAGCAGUUAUGUCUGUUGCCAGCGUGAAUGCUGACGACAGAUGUAAUUUAUGCAAAAAAAUUUACAUUAGGUAGCCAAAAACAGAGUUCUAGGAGCAACUUGCUCCCAUCACACUAUUAUGAAUAUCUCUGGAUACGUACUGUUUCAACUUCAAAAAGCAGAAGUGGUCAUGGUGGUUGUAGUAACCACUUAAAGCUGUGUUGCUGAGGCUGAGGGCGUCUCCUUAGUUCUACCAGGUAUAUCUUUACUUUUACCUCAUGUCCUUUGAAUUUACGUGAGCAGGGAGCUGUUGUUAGGUAUCAAAUAUACAUUUUAAGUGCAAGUACAGAGGAAGAUUAUUUCCUCAUGAAAAUCAGUCACAUCGUGUUCCCUAAUUUAAGCUUUGAUGUGUUUUUGUAGGUUAUUGAAUGCUACUAAAUAAUUGGGUAUUAUAAAUGUCCAAUAACACAACAGUAAAUAAAAUCAUCUACUAAAGUAAGAUAGUAUAUAAAAUAUAGAGAACCUUUCCAGAUUGGUUAUUUUUUUUCUUUUUCAUUCAAAGUUAAUUUAAACUUAAAUUUGAAAUUAACUUUUACAUUUUCACUUUAGUAAAUACUUUUUUUUUUUUUUAAAGCACCCUCUCAAUUGGCUCUUAUAUGGUGUGCUGUAACAUGAGACCUUAGGCAAUGUUUAUUAUAUAUAUAAUGUAACAAAAUAAACUCAAUAAGUUUAAGUCUUAUUAUCUUUAUCUGACACAUGUAUCGUGCAAUCCAAUGGUGCUUGUAUUGUCAACUUGUUUGUUUGGAUUUUCUUUUUAUUAAUUUGCUUUUGUUUAAGGUUUUGCAGCCUUAAUAUUUUAAUCCCUACAAAGAUUGGCAAAUUUUCAUUUAAUAAUGGCUUCCUAUAAAAAAAAAAGAAAAUUCCAUAAAGUUUAGAUCUUUUGGUGUUUCAUGAAAGUAUUAUGUGUUAAAUAAUAUGAAAAUGAUAGACAAGAGUGUUAUUAAGGCCAGCAUUAUAUGUUGUUAAAUACAUAUAUGUGCCUAGGAUCAUAAGUACAGUAAGCAAUUUAUCCCAUAGCACUUUUGUCAUGCUAGUGAGUUAAUUCUCUAAUCACCGAGUUGUGGUGAAUUUAGAAUCAAAAGAACGAGGCACAUGCCUCACAGGAAAACACUUUUUUGGUGGCACCAACCCAGAAUGGCCAAAUUCCUCACAAUUACUGUACGGUAAGGCCUGAGCACACAAGAGACAAGGUGACUUUUAAAUACAAUCGCACUUUUACACUGUCUUUGUGCCCAGUUUUUCUGUAUAAUAAUCUGCUAACGUUAGGCUAAAAUAGCCAAGUUGUAAAAAACAUCAGCAUUUCAUAGUUGGUCUUUCCUAUUCUUGUGAUUAAUUAAAAAUAAAAAAUAAAAAAAAUCCAUUAAUGUACUGGUAAUACAUUGUAGUGUUUUGGUUGUUUUGAAAGACAUGUAUGUUUGUCAGGUAGGUAUGGACUAUGGAAGUAAUAGCCUGUUAAAUCCAGAUUCAUGCAAUGGAAUCUGCUAUCAUGCUCUGGAAGUAGGUUGAAAUUGUCUAUUCGCAAACAGUAAGGCAAGAAUGACACUACGUUAAUCAUGAAAAUAAACUAUUUGGCUGUUAGCAGUGAUACACAAUGAUUUCAUGAUGAAAAAAAUUAUGUUAUUCUAAGAAAGAUUUUUACAUUGUAUAAAAUUGGUAUAAGUGAAAAUGUGUUUUUAAUAAAACAUUUCAAAACAUACAAA
Molecule: messenger RNA, 31139 nt
Organism: Pelobates cultripes (western spadefoot toad)
Lineage: Eukaryota; Metazoa; Chordata; Amphibia; Anura; Pelobatidae
Source: the annotation of a GenBank genome assembly